Molecule: messenger RNA, 1059 nt
Organism: Gaeumannomyces tritici R3-111a-1
Lineage: Eukaryota; Fungi; Ascomycota; Sordariomycetes; Magnaporthales; Magnaporthaceae
Product: NADP-dependent leukotriene B4 12-hydroxydehydrogenase
Exons: 3
Coding region: 1-1059 (352 amino acids)
Molecular function (GO): oxidoreductase activity, acting on the CH-CH group of donors, NAD or NADP as acceptor
Source: RefSeq, a predicted model, not a curated record
AUGGAGAGGGCAAACACCUCCGUCGUCCUGGCCGAGCGCCCUGUCGGCAACAUAGUCCCGGGCAAGACCUUUGCCAAGAAGAUCCAGCCGGCCCCGACUGAGGCCGACCUGAAGGAUGGCCAGAUCCUCGCCGAGACGCUGUACCUCAGUCUCGACCCCGCCAUGAGGGGGUGGCUGAAUGACACUCGCUCCUACCUCCCGCCCGUCCAGAUCGGCGAGGUGAUGCGGAGCGGCGGCCUGGUGCGCGUGCUGGCGUCCAAGUCGCCCAAGGCCAAGGAGGGCGACGUCGUCUUCGGCUUCUCGGGCUGGCAGGAGGUGUGCGUCAUGCCCGACGCCGGGCCGGGCGCCUUCGAUGCCCCCUUCGACCUCCCGUCCUCGGCCAAGCUGACGGACCUGCUCGGGGUGCUGGGCAUGACGGGCCUGACGGCCUACUUUGGCGUCACCAAGAUCGCAAACAUCAAGCCGGGCGACACGGUCGUCGUGUCGGGCGCCGCGGGCGCCACGGGCUCCGUGGUCGGCCAGAUGGCCAAGAACAUCUUUGGCGCGCGCGUCGUCGGGCUGGCCGGCGGGGCCGACAAGUGCCGCUGGCUCAAGGAGGAGCUGGGCUUCGACGAGGCCGUCGACUACAAGGCGGCCGACUUCAAGGAGAAGUUCGCCGCCGCGACGCCCAAGUUCAUCGACGUCUACUGGGACAACGUCGGCGGCGACAUCCUCGAGAUGUGCCUGGCGCGCGCCAACAAGUUUGCGCGCUUCGUCAUGUGCGGCGCCAUCAGCCAGUACAACUCGACCGAGGUCAAGGGCAUCAAGAACCUGACCAUGGUCAUCGCCAUGUCCAUCCGCAUGGAGAGCUUCAUUGUGCUCAACUACCCGACCGAGAUCCCCAAGGCGCGCCAGGAACUCGCGGGCUGGCUGGCCGAGGGCAAGAUCAAGCGGCAGGAGACGGUCGUCAAGGGCGGCCUGGACAAGGUCGAGCAGGCCCUGCUGGACCUGUUCAACGGUGCCAACACGGGCAAGAUGCUGGUCGAGGUCAAGGGCGGCGAGGGGGGCGCGAAGCUGUAG